UUAUCCUGAAGAUACCUCAGGAGAGAGAGAGAGAGGAGAGAGGGGGGUGGUCAAUAAAUUCAGGCUUUCCAUGCCCUAAGUCAUCUCUUCACCUGAAAAAUUGUAAACCCCAAGUCCAGUCUCUUCCUUUCUCCUGAGGUAUAUAAUUAGAAACUUCGCAAUUCUCUCUCUGUAUGAGGAAUUAUAUUUAUCUUGAUCGAUUCGAAUUGAUCUUAUCAUGUGAAAUCUGAAGCUUUUGCUUCGCUGGGUUCUGCAACGGUUUGGAAAGAUCAGGUCUAACCGUCUGAGGGUUAUGGUGUUGAUGUUAUGGGAAUUGCUCUGGUAGUCUCCUGUUUACUUGAACGGGGUAAAUGGAAAGAAAACAAGAGCUCCCUAGGGACCACUCUGAUAGUUAUUCAUACAACUCCAUGAAUAGACGGAAUGAUGGGCUUUCAGGGGCUGAAGGCCCAAAGUCUUUCCAUGAUACUAGUUAUGUCCCAGAUGCAAAUCCAAGGCCUCCCGAAUUUGUAUUAUCAAGUGGGGGAGGCUGGAACUACUCAGUUCAGACAGGUGAGGAGUUUGAGUUCAUGCAAGCUAAAGCCUUUAUCCCACCUAGUUCUGUUUCUUAUCAUGUAACCACCUCUGAAACCAUUAAUAAUCAGUGCGAUACAACCACAUAUCAAGAUUUUCAGGGAAUUCUGGGCAUUCAGUGUAGUGGGUCUGAUGUUUCCAUGUUUGGGGGUGGUGAAAAAGGACGGUUUAAGGAGCGUGAGGGCAAGGCUCAGCAUGAAUUUAGAACGAGUAGCUACCAUAGAUUGACAGGAGGCCAUUCCAUCGAAGAAGGAAGUAAUAGGGGAGGUGCCCCAUAUUCAGAGCAUGGGUAUAUCUCUUCAGGGACUUCUGAUGGCUCAGUUUCAGGGAAGAUGAAGUUUUUAUGCAGCUAUGGAGGGAGAAUAUUGCCUAGGCCUAGUGAUGGCAAGCUUAGAUAUGUUGGCGGGGUCACAAGGAUCAUAAGCAUUAGGAGAGAUAUCACAUGGGAAGAACUCAUGAGGAAAAUAUUAACCAUUUAUGACCACGCGACAGUGAUAAAGUACCAGCUACCUGGAGAGGAGCUUGAUGCCUUGGUUUCAGUAUCUUGUGAUGAGGAUAUUCAGAACAUGCUAGAAGAAUACAUUGCUUUGGAAAGUAUCGAGGGGUCUCAGACUCAGUCUAUGAAGCUUAGGAUAUUUCUCUUCUCUGCGAGUGAAUUUGAUGAGGGGCAUCUUGAUAUGAGGGGGGGAGAAGGCAGCUCAGAGCUUCAAUAUGUGGUGGCGGUGAAUGGGAUAGACUCUGGGAUGAGGAAAUCACCAAGUGGGGAUGGGUUAGGAAGUGCAUCUUCUCACCAUUUGGAUCAAGUGCUAAGCUUGGAUAUGAGGAGAGAGAAAGAGAGUCAAACUAUUCCUGUUCCUUCCAAUCCAAAUGUUCCCUCUUCUGUUCCAACCCCACAAAGUUCCUGUGGAAAUUUCGAUGGACUCUCAAAUACAACUUCUAACAAGGAACCCCAACUUGCCCCGCUUCAUGAUAGCGGGCACGAUAAUUUUUUUGCCACCAAUGCACAUGAUAUAGAUAGCCACAGGGUUGCUCCUCCUUCUGUACCAUCUAAGUUGGUCGAGCCUUCUCAAUAUCCUCCGUUUGGAAUGAGUUCGUCAGAGAAGCCUCUCAAUGAGCAGCUCUCUUCAAAAUUGUCAGGUUUCUCUGAAAAUAUACAAACUAGCCAACAACGAGAUGCACUGUUAGGUGUGGAGAAACCACAAGGGGAGGUUGUUUUGCCCCAACAAAGGACCGAAUAUGAAAACAUGCUACCUUUGGAGAACGAGCUCAUUUCUCCAACUCUUCUUCCACACCCUGUUCCUCAAAGAGAAAUCUUUUCCACAAAGCAACCUGAAGUUGUCCCUCAAGUUGAGUCCAGUGGCCUUCGCAACCAAGGUACUCUACAUGCCGAUCUUAACAAGCCUGGUUUGAGCUAUUCUAAGGAGCAAGAUCUUCCUUUUGCAACUCCUCUACCUGAUAAAGGUAAUUCACCUGUGCCUUCAAGUCAAGAUAGAGAAGACCUGAUGCACGCUGAUGGCAUAUCAAUAUCUGAUGCUCCUAUUGCAAGCCAAGAUCAAGAAAGUAAUAAUGAUUUCAGCACCGUCUCUGCAGAAGGUGGGGCCAGUCUCUUUGACUAUGGCUACUAUCAAGAGCCUUAUGUUCCUCAGAGAGUGUUUCGUUCAGAGAGGAUUCCUAGGUCGCAGAUGGAUUCCCUAAACCGGUUAUCUAAAUCAGAUGAUUCUAUCAAUACCCACUAUUGGAUGGUGGAUCCUCCGAGGGAAUCCAUUGAUCCAUUUCAUGAAGAAUUCCCAGCCUCCUCUCAGGGUACUGAACCCACCAUCUUGACUACAAAAGCACCACUUCCAUAUCCAAAUCCAUCCACCCUUGUAGAUGGGUUGAUGCAAUUUCAAGGGUAUAAAGAUCUGGCCGAGUCGAUUUCUCAAGCAAAACAAUCGAGUCCAAUCGUGUCAGACCACGGUGAGAAAUCUGAAUAUCAGCAAACAUCACACCAUGUGGAGAAACCUGCAUCCCUUUUCCCAGCUGAUGAGUGGGAAAGCCUUAGCAAACAUCAAAAGGUCUCGGCUUCUGGUGUGCUUGAUGAGCCAUGGUGGGGGACGAUGCCUGAUGAGAGCCACAAAGUUGUGACGAAUGUGACCUCUACGCCAAAGUAUCAAGGUGAUAACCUUAUCGAUGUUGAAGAUAAUGUCUCUUCCGAUCUUCUAUCAGAUAUAUUUUCAAGGGCAAACAUUGCCAAUGACCCUAGUGGCAUCAGUGUGGCUCCUGGUGUCGUAAAAGAUGAAGCUGGUGUGAGCUUGAACAUGCCUAACCAUGAGCCUCAGCGGUGGUCAUUUUUCAGGAAUUUGGCAAAAGAUAUUUCUCUUAUCGAUCAGGAUCACAUGAGUUAUUCUUCCCCACCUAUAAAGUUUGAAGGGGUGGACCAGAGGGCUUAUGAUUUUUCCCAUUUUAAGGGUGAAGGGAUUUCCUUUUCUUGUGAAGUUUCCCAAGCUGAUUUUGACAAGGGAAUCCACCGAGAAGCAUCUGGUAUGGUUGGAGAUGUGAGCAUCAGUUUGCAAACAGACUUCCCCCAUUCUGGUGUUAACCUUCCCCGUGUUCUGGACAAGGACGGUGAAAUUCAGGCUGUUGGGGAAGUCUUGUAUUCAAAAGCAGCAGAUGGAGUUAUCAUAAGUACUCCAGACUCAGACUAUGAGGAAAGCAAGAUGGAAGACAAGAACACUGGUGCUGCAAUUUUAGAUGCUAUGGCUGCAUUGGGUGACUUUGAUUACAGUGAUUUGCAGAUAAUAAAGAACUCAGAUCUCGAGGAGCUGCGUGAACUGGGUUCAGGCACAUUUGGGACAGUUUAUCACGGGAAAUGGAGAGGCACUGAUGUUGCUAUUAAGCGGAUAAAAAAGAGCUGUUUUACUGGCCGAUCAUCCGAACAAGAGCGAUUGACCCAGGACUUUUGGAGGGAAGCCGCUAUUCUAUCAAAACUUCACCAUCCUAAUGUAGUUGCAUUCUAUGGUGUUGUACAUGACGGACCCGGUGGAACAUUGGCAACUGUAACUGAGUUCAUGGUGAAUGGUUCUUUAAGGCAUGUCUUGCUAAGGAAGGAUAGGGCUCUCGAUCGGCGAAAAAGGCUUAUAAUUGCAAUGGAUGCAGCUUUUGGAAUGGAAUACCUACAUUCUAAGAAUAUUGUGCAUUUUGAUUUGAAGUGUGACAACUUGCUGGUGAACAUGAGAGAUCCUCACCGCCCCAUUUGUAAGGUUGGUGAUUUUGGCUUGUCAAAAAUUAAAGCAAAUACCCUGGUUUCUGGUGGUGUUAGGGGAACCCUUCCUUGGAUGGCUCCAGAACUGUUAAAUGGAAGCAGUAGUAAGGUUUCUGAGAAGGUGGAUGUAUUCUCAUUUGGCAUCGUCAUGUGGGAAAUCCUUACUGGUGAGGAACCUUACGCACAUAUGCAUUAUGGGGCAAUUAUCGGAGGCAUUGUAAAUAAUACGCUUCGGCCACCGGUACCCGGCUGGUGCGACCCCGAGUGGAGGAGACUAAUGGAGCAGUGCUGGGCCCCAGAUCCUGCAGGUCGCCCCUCUUUCACUGAGAUUGCCAGCCGGUUACGCAUGAUGUCGGAUGCUCUUCAAGCUAAAGGCCCUGGAUAUCAGGCACAUAGCCAAAUGAGGGUUUGAUUGCAUUUUUCCACCGUUUAUGGUACACCCAAAUUCUAUUUACUCAUUAUUGCAGCGAACUCCUACGUGGUGUCUAUCAUCUUCAUUGUAACUGACAAAUGUGUCAGUGCGACGCAGGUUGGUGUCGGCAGUUCUCUCUCUCCAUACCCUAAAAGAAAAAACGAGAAAAAAAAUAAACCUCCCCUCGUUAUACAUGUGAAUUGUGUGUCUAAUUUAUUGGUUGUAUUUUUUUAUAUUGAUCUUAUGUCCUAGAUGUAUAAUAUUGUGCUUGUAGGGAGGUUAGGCUCUCCCCUGAAAGGACGAUGUGUUGUUACAUUAAAUCUGUAGUGUGGGGACUUUCAGUAUGGUCUGCGAAAUUCUACAACAUGAAUGUAUGUACGGCCUGAGCUCGAGUGACACUAUUAUAUUCAUGGUUGUGUAGCAUGGACUGAAUUACACUUAUGUGAUACCUUUACUGUGGUUAUUAGCAGCAAAGAAUGAAUCGUCUCAUGGAUAUCUUA
This is a messenger RNA of Amborella trichopoda, 4723 nucleotides long. RefSeq names its product RAF-like serine/threonine-protein kinase 20. Gene Ontology annotation, molecular function: ATP binding; protein kinase activity; protein binding. The record is from RefSeq and is a predicted model, not a curated record. Gene Ontology annotation, cellular component: cytoplasm. Gene Ontology annotation, biological process: protein phosphorylation; signal transduction. NCBI's taxonomy places the organism in Eukaryota, Viridiplantae, Streptophyta, Magnoliopsida, Amborellales, Amborellaceae.